AUGAUCGCUGACAAGCAUUUCGACCCAUGCCUACCAUUGUCAAAGGCCCCUAUUGAAAACUUUCCUCUACGGCGUUCUCGGAUCCCAACAUCUUCGUUCAACUCCAUUGCUCAUGAGAUAGACCUCGUAAAGGUCCAGUACCAGCGUAAUUCACACCACCCAUUGCACUUGGGAUAUAAAAGUUAUGCCUCCCUUGCCCCCAUUUUCAAUCACCUGUUGGCGAAAUUUCAAUCGCUUUAUCGGACUACUACACAAGCACACGUAGUCGAGGGGACCAUGAGCAAAUUCAAAUAUUCCUACCAAGCAUUCCUGUUCUUCCCCAUCCUUCACGAAGAGAUCCAAUUACCAACAGGAUCAGAUCUCGCUAAGCUGGAUGCAAUUGCUGAAAUUGUCCUUGAUUGCAGUGGUCAGAACGCUCACGGCCCAGGCCAGGCUGGCCGUUCAACCAUACCUAUUUACGCCAUCCUUUGCAACCCUUACUUGAACCAGUCCAAGGUGCCUACCGUCAGGUUCAUCAAGUUUGAAGGCGCAUCGCGAUCUUUCUUCGUGGGCGCCGAAGCUAGGAAGAAUUCGCAAACUGAGGUAUAUGGCUUGUACCAGCCAGACGUGGACCCUUUCAUGUUUUCGAAAUCUCUGCGCGGCAUCUGCGAUAUUAUUUUUGACUUGCUACUUUUGGGCUUUAUUGACAGCAUGAAAGCAAGUCGGGGCUUGCAAUUUGCUUUCGGUAAAUUCGAUUACGCAGAAGAAGAUGCGGAGAAGUGGGAUGUAUCCAUUAACCAUGCAGAGAUUGCACUGAAGAAGUUCCGUGAAGCAGCUGAACAGUAUCAGAACGGCCGCCUCGGAUGCUGCGACGACAUUGUCGAAGAGGGUAUGCAGGCCCUCAAUACAGCCGUCGAAAGCUCGCCUGGUUGGUACCCAAGGGAGAACGCCAUGACCCAUUGGAAUGUCGAUGAAAUAGAUCGGCGUCCGUGA
Messenger RNA from Laccaria bicolor S238N-H82, 972 nucleotides. RefSeq lists its product as uncharacterized. NCBI's taxonomy places the organism in Eukaryota, Fungi, Basidiomycota, Agaricomycetes, Agaricales, Hydnangiaceae. Bases 1 to 972 code for a protein of 323 amino acids. The transcript has 4 exons. The record is from RefSeq and is a predicted model, not a curated record.